AUGGUGCUAUCUCAACACCCCCCCUGUGUCCGUUUCAGCUAUGCGCUGUACGAUGAGGAUGGGGUGAAGAUUCCCCAGGACGUGGUGGAACGCGUAGAGAGGGUGUUCGAAGAGAUGCUGGAAGAGACUCGCCAAAUUUGCAAGAACACGAGCGAGGACAUGAACAUGGAGCAUGCCUUGGCUCUGGUGGAGCAGCGCAGGCCGGACCUGACACUACAGGGUGUGGAGCGGCAGGUGCUGCAGUGGUACCUGUGCCGCAUGGAGGGGUGGUUCGCUACAGACUUGAAGAAUCUCUCUGCCAAAUGCUGGGAGGAGGAGGAUCUAGUGGAGGGGGGUCACGGCCUCAUGGUUAACGGCUACCUGCCUGUGCUGGACGCCCUAGCUGCUGGGCUGGACAUUCGUUUUAAUCACAGAGUGGUCAACAUUGACUGGUCCUCGUCACAGGAUCUGGAUAGAUCAGUAUCCGGAGGGAUAGGAACAGCAGGGGAGGUGCUGGCUAUGAGGGUAGAGGCAACAGGCGUAGGUGCAGCAGUGCAGGCAGGGCAGCAGCAGGGCAGCCAUCAGUGUAACAGACUCACCGAGCAGGGUUCCGCUAACCACCGCAUACCAUGUGCUAGUCUCAGGUGCACUGGGUGUAGAGAGUGCGUUUUCGGCAGUAGUAACAGUAUGCACGACACCAGAAGCGGAAUUAGCAGCACAUGUAACCCUGUAAGUCCUGCUGCUGCGGAUGCACGCUGCUCGCCUAGCUGUCACAUGUCCCAGAAUCCCGGUUCUUGCACUAGUGAAGCUGUAGCUGACGUCAGUAUGCCGUGUAGACCCGGUGUCCACGUCACCACGGCUGACGGCACCAUCUUCUCCGCUGACGUGGCGGUUGUCACCCUGCCAGCUGGCGUUCUGCGGUUGUCUGUGGGCCACGUAGGCAGCUCAAAUCAGGAGAUUCCCUUAGCUGAGUCAGCCAAUGGUGAUAAUCGCAGCAACUGUAGCAACUGCAGCAACUGCAGUAACGGUAACGGCAGUAACAGCUGUAAAUGCAGUAGCAGCAGCAGAAUAGGCAGCAGCAGCAACACCCAUCCGUCCACCACCCCUACCCACCCCAACCGCAUCCACUUCUCCCCUCCUCUCCCGCCAUCCAAAUGCACCGCUCUCCACUCCAUCGGAGUCGGAAUCGAGAACAAAAUCGCGCUCCUCUUCCCCUCCUGCUUCUGGCCCUCGGUGGAAUUCCUGGGAGUGGUAGCAGACACACCCUACGCAUGCAGCUACUUCCUGAACCUGCACAAGGCCAGCCAGGGCGAGAGGGCAGUGCUGGUGUUCAUGCCGGCAGGGCGGCUGGCAGAGGAGAUGGAGGGGAUGGGGGAGAGCGAGGCUGUGGCGUUCACCAUGCUGCAGCUUAGGAAGAUUCUGCCCCACGCGCCUGAACCUAUCCAGGCGCACAUCACCACGUGGGGAUUCAGGCACGCAUCACCACGUGGGGGUCAGAUCCCUUCUCCCUCGGAUCCUACUCCUACGAUGCAGUGGACGCCCCUCCUGACGUCUACGAUUCCCUCCGCGCCCCCCUCCCUCCCCUCUUCUUCGCCGGGGAAGCCACCUCACGCGCCCACCCUGGCACUGUUCACGGCGCGUUCUCCACCGGGCGGCAAGCUGCAAGAGAGGCGGCGGAAUUCGUCCGGUUGUUGGGUUUCGGGGAAGGGCCGAGGAUGGUAA
Molecule: messenger RNA, 1701 nt
Organism: Closterium sp. NIES-65
Lineage: Eukaryota; Viridiplantae; Streptophyta; Zygnematophyceae; Desmidiales; Closteriaceae
Source: the annotation of a GenBank genome assembly